AUGAAGUAUCAAGAACGUGGUCAGCACGUGCAGCGCAUUCUGAAUGACUUAGCCGAAAUGAAUUCAGACACGAGUGGGUAUUUUAGCGCUGGUCCUUUAAGUGUGGAUAAUUUACUAGUUUGGAAAGCAACUAUUUUUGGACCGGAAGGAACUCCCUAUGAAGGAGGAUCGUUUGAAUUUGAUAUUGUCUUUCCGUUAGACUAUCCUUACUCACCUCCUAAAGUAAGGGUUUGUACGAAGAUCUUUCAUUGCAACAUUAAGGAUAACUAUAUUUGUUUGGAUAUUAUUGGGAAGCAAUGGUCAUCAGCUUUGACUAUUUCAAAAGUACUCUUAUCGAUUACAUCUUUACUAGCCGAUCCAAAUCCAGCCGAUCCACUGGACACGAAUGUUUCGCACUUGUAUGUAAAUGACCGCAAGGAGUACAUUCGUAUAGCCCGGGAAUGGACGCAAAAGUAUGCCAUGCUAUAA
Molecule: messenger RNA, 468 nt
Organism: Nematocida homosporus
Lineage: Eukaryota; Fungi; Microsporidia
Product: ubiquitin-conjugating enzyme E2 D
Exons: 1
Coding region: 1-468 (155 amino acids)
Source: RefSeq, a predicted model, not a curated record